Messenger RNA from Desarmillaria tabescens, 1764 nucleotides. RefSeq lists its product as uncharacterized. Gene Ontology annotation, cellular component: lipid droplet. The record is from RefSeq and is a predicted model, not a curated record. Lineage: Eukaryota; Fungi; Basidiomycota; Agaricomycetes; Agaricales; Physalacriaceae. The coding region runs from base 1 to 1764 and encodes 587 amino acids. The transcript has 7 exons.
AUGUCCGAACUGAGGUGCCCUCAGGAUAUAGUUGCUAUUUUCCACGCUUCGUUCCAUCCGACUCAAGGAAACGUUAUUGAUUGGAGCAUCAAGGCCAGUGAUGAUGUGUCGCUGGAUAGCCUCGAGUUCAGUGCGUUGCCUAGCGGUCUUCAUUUGGUAGAGCAGGAUGUCAUUUACUUCACCAAGGAUGAGCGGCAUGGUGUCUGUGUCUUUCGUCGGAGGAAAACGACCGAGCAGGGACAGCGAGGCUUCCGGCUGUCCUCUCUUGGAAUUCUGCUAGCCAAAUCUGUGCGUUCAAAACCGUGGCGACAUCUUUCAGCCCUGAAGGACCUUGUUGCGACUAUAUAUACCCGCUUGGAGAUUUCUGAGAUCCUUGAGCCCACUGACGAGGACUGGGAACCAGCCCGGGUCUUUUUUGAGGAACGCAAGGUCAGGCAAGACGACCUCGGGGGCGCUGGGCAAUGGAACGGAUGGAGCUACGAGUUUGACGGGGACGAGCAUGAAGGGCCUGUCGGUAACCCCACUCUCCAUCUACCCCAUCUCCUAAGGAUACUAGGGCCGUCGUCGCUGACCCUAUACAAACACGUCAUAGGCAGAAAGCGCAUCCUUAUUUUCACGCUUCCCCCGGUUCAGGCCGCCUGCAUCCUUUGUCACGUUGCCGCAGACAUGUGUUAUGAGUAUCAGGAAGCUAGUAGCUCCACCAGUACCGCAGGGCGUCUGCCAGGCAAAUGCAAGGAGGGCAUUAAUGUGUUGGGAAUGGUAACUCUAAGUGAUCUAGCCAGGAUGCAGAAGGAAGGUGCUUCCGGUCGCGGAUGGAUUGCAUGCACUACGGACGCAAUAUUCCUUGAAAAGCCUUCUCAUUACGACCUCCUUAUUGACUUGACUGCAUCUACCCCAAACAAAGCGACUCGUCCAGCGUUCUUUUCGUCGCAGCCGAUUCUGCCUUCGGGAAUCUCUUCUCGUGGUCCUACACAUCGACUAUCAUCGGUCAGAUUCGCAUGGAGUGACAUCAAGCUUUGGAAUGAGCUUGACCGGAUACUUCAACUUGAUUCGUCGCAGUGUGCCGACACAUCGUGCUGUUCGCCAUCAUUCUCUGCUUCUUCUCCUGAUCCGAAAUCGAAGUUCAUUACUGCGUGGACGGAUGUGUGGCGAGUUUACGAAGAUGUCUGUAUCAUCUGCGCUGGACUAUGGAUAGGAUCAUGGAGAGGGAGCUCGCCUUCAUCAUAUUCCACCGCAAACGGGCCUGCAAACUGGGGAAGCGUACGGUUAGAGGGAGACGAUGACCUUACUCUCACUGCAAUCAAUGGGUCUGAUCACGUCCGAAGUUUAGGCCUGGGAAUCGAGGGCCGCCCCUCUGGGUCCAGCAAUAAUAAGCCGAUGCGGAGAUCAAGUGGUAUGUCAUGGUCUAGUGGAAGGGCUUCUGGUUCUGGUUCCACGUCAGAGCAACAACAACCUGGGAGUAUCGAUGAUGCAGUACGUACAGAUGGACAACUGUUAACGACCCUGGCGCUGCUCCAGACCUUCCAUGCCCACACUUCGUUCCAGGUAUCCACGCUGGAGACAUUUCUCCCGCCACUUCCGGAUCGCCCGAAAAGUAUUGUACAGCUUACGCCAAAAGAUGUAUUACUCUUUGAGCUGGGUCCACUCAGUGGUGUUGAUGCCAAAUAUCUCGAGUGGUUGGGGGAAGAAUACGGUGGGGGUGCACAGAUUGUUGUUAGGCGAGGUUGGAAAGAUGUCUUCGGGAUAAUCUUUGGUUACGGUUAG